This is a messenger RNA of Lingula anatina, 815 nucleotides long. RefSeq lists its product as uncharacterized. The record is from RefSeq and is a predicted model, not a curated record. NCBI's taxonomy places the organism in Eukaryota, Metazoa, Brachiopoda, Lingulata, Lingulida, Lingulidae.
AAUAGCAUGCUCCCUAAAACAAGGGCCAGACCGAGCAGAACCAACAAGUUGGGUCGCUUCUCUUAGGGACGCUUUGUUUCGACAACAGCACCGUUGAUCAAUAACCAAUACGGUAUCGAUUAUUGAGUUUGAUAUUUGAGGUUAUGAUGGAAUUGAAGCCAUUACUGUUGUUUCUGACAGCCGCGUGUAUUGGGAGAGCAAGCGCUGGAGCCGCUGAUUGCAAGAACGACGAGUAUUUCACCGGGUACAACUGUCUUCAAACGCAGUUCACUAUCAACCCAGUCACUUGCCCAAUAGACGAGUCCAAACCACCUCCGGACUAUGUCCCCACGUGCCAAAAUGGCGGGAAUAAUUUCUGGUACAUCCACGUUGGCGGGAAACGCACUGACUGGAAACGUGGAACGGACGCCUUGUGUUUGUCUAUAAGAUCUCGACCUGUUCCAUGGGGGUUAGAAGGAUGCCAGUUUCGCUGGAAUAGGGAGGGGUGCGAGCGGCUGUUGGAAUGGGCCGGUUGUGUGCACAGCGAAGCUGAGGUGCCUGAACCGCUCUUAUCCGGACAUUAAACUGAUCUGAAUUGCAGCAAUGACUUGAUAAAACGGGUCAUUUGAUUGGAUUUUGCAUCAACGGUUAAGAUCUAGAUAGUCAAGUUGCUGAACAGUACACGUGGUUAUUGUAAAACCCCUUUUGAAAGUACAUGUCAGAUCAUUAUCAUUAGCUCUGUAUGCAUGUAGUUACUGUAAAACGUGAAUAUUGUAGUAAAAUAUUCCCCUUAUCAAGAUCUACUUGUGUGAGGAAUUGUAAGGCAUCGCCUCCAA